Molecule: messenger RNA, 2794 nt
Organism: Condylostylus longicornis
Lineage: Eukaryota; Metazoa; Arthropoda; Insecta; Diptera; Dolichopodidae
Gene: Cdk5alpha
Product: cyclin-dependent kinase 5 activator 2
Exons: 4
Coding region: 746-2374 (542 amino acids)
Biological process (GO): positive regulation of cyclin-dependent protein serine/threonine kinase activity; activation of protein kinase activity
Cellular component (GO): protein kinase 5 complex; cytoplasm
Molecular function (GO): protein kinase binding; cyclin-dependent protein serine/threonine kinase activator activity
Source: RefSeq, a predicted model, not a curated record
UAAUAAAAUUAAUUUCAUUAAAAUUCAUUUAAAGUAAUCUAUUGAUAUUAAUAGUUAUAAAAUUAAUUAUAAUAAAUGAAAUUCUAAUAUUAACGAUAUUUAAAGUGAAAAAAUAAAUUUUACUCAAGUUUUGAUUGGAAAAUCUACGGCGAGACCUUUUUUUUUUUUACUUUUUACUUUUUACUACAUAUACACUCGUUCAUAUAUGAGAGGAUACAUAAUAUAUUAUGUUAAAAAAUUUUAAUAUUUUUUUCUUGUUCGCAAUUAAGAAUAUUUUUAAAUUAAAAAAUUUCUGAGAAUCAAAAACCAAAAUAUAUGAGAGAAAAAUGAAAUAAAAUUUUUGAAUAAUAAAAAAAAAAAUUUCAAAUAUAAGAAAUUAAAAGUGUAAAUAAAUUUUCCAUGCAUAAUAAAAAAUAAAAUAUUAAAAUUGCAAUCAAUUUAAUUAUAAAAUAUUUAAAAGAAACUCUUAAAUAAUAAAAGAAUUUAAUUUUUAUUUAAAUGUUUAAAAUAAACAACAAUUUGUAGCAUAAUUUUGGUUUUUUUUUUUUGUAUUUCUUUUAAUUGUAAAAUUUGAAAUAAGGAAAAAAAAAAUUAUUUAAUUUAAAUACAAAAACUUCAUUAAUUUUUUUUUUAUUUAUUUAUUUUUAUUUUCGUUCAUAUAAUUGAAAAUUAAUAUAAUAAAGAUUUAAAAUCCUUUAAAUAAAAAAAACCAAAAAAAAAAAAAAAAAUCAGACCGAAAAAUAAAAUGGGUACCGUGUUAAGUUUUAGUCCUCGUGAAAGACGUCCUGUUUACUCCACCCAUCAUCAUAAUAACCACCAUCAUCAUCAUCAUAAUCAUCAUCAUCAUAGUAAUAAUGGUACUGGAAGUGGUGGUGAAAGUGCAACUGGCAGCUUAAGUUCAUCAAAUUCAGCUGAUUUUCCAUUAAAUAAUUUCUCAUAUGAACAGCUCAAUAAUGCAAAAAAUCGUGAAAAUACAAAACCAAUUAUAACAUGCCAUCAACAAAUUGUUAGUAAUAAUAAUUUAAAUAGUAAUAACAACAAUAAUAAUAAUAAUAAUGGCAAUAACAAUAAUAAUAAUAAUAAUGUUGUAUUAAAUCAUCAUGGAGGAAAUAAUCAAAUAACACAAAAUAAUCAUACAACAAUUAUUAAUAAUAAUAAUAUUAACAAUAAUAAUAAUAAUCACACAAUUAAUAAUAUUAAUAAUAAUGUUAAUAAUAACAUUAAUAAUAAUACUAAUAAUAUUAAUAAUAAUAAUAAUAAUGGUAAUAAUAUUAAUAAUAAUACAACAACAAAUAUUAAUAUUAAUAAUAUUAAUAAUAAUAAUAAUAACAAUAAUAAUAAUAGUAAUAAUAAUAAUAAUACAGAUCGUGCCAAUGAUAGUGCUAGAAUUUUAUCAGAAAAAAAUGCACUUGAAAAAAAUUUAAAAAAGCAUUCAAUAUUUAUAAAUGCAUUAUCAUGGAAACGAUUAGCAGCAUCACAUGGUAAAAAGAAAUUUGAUAAUAAUAAAAAUAAGGCUGCUAAUUUACCAACAGCAAAUUUUCGGCCACCAUUAGUUGAUGCAAUACAUCCAUUAGCUGUUGAUAAAAAUAAAAAUAUACAACAAUCUGUAACGCAACAACAACAACAACAACAGCAGCAGCAACAGCAUCAACAAUCACAGCAAUUACAACAACAGCAAAGACAAGUAUAUUUUACACCAAAUGCACCAAAAAGCUCAUUAUUAGCAUUAGAUUUGGUUAGAGCAAAUAAUACAAAUUCAACGCAACAAACAGAUAAAUUAGCGCCAAAGUUGCCUCUGUCCCUUCCAAUGCCAAUACCUUUGCAAAAUACAAUUGCACAACCGCAACAUAACCAUGGACCUAGAAAAACAGUUAUACAGGCAUCGACAUCUGAACUUCUUAAAUGUCUUGGAAUGUUUCUUCAUGAUCGUUGUAAAAAGUUAAGAGAUUUCCAAGCUGGUGACGCUGUUAUGUGGUUAAGAGCUGUAGAUCGAAGUCUUCUUUUACAAGGGUGGCAGGAUGUUGCCUUUAUUAAUCCAGCUAAUGUAGUUUUUGUUUAUAUGCUUGUAAGGGAAUUAGUAGAUGGUGAUGAAACUAAAGAAUCUGAAUUACAGGCAGCAGUUUUAACAUGCUUAUAUUUGUCAUACUCGUAUAUGGGAAAUGAAAUAAGUUAUCCGUUAAAACCAUUUUUAGUAGAAGAUUCAAAAGAAAAAUUUUGGGACAGAUGUCUUUUAAUUGUUAAUCGUUUGAGUGGCAAUAUGUUACGUAUAAAUGCUGAACCUGGUUUUUUUACUGAAGUAUUUACUGAAUUAAAAGGAUGCGGAAUGAAUUCAAAUAAUAAUUCAAAUGGUUCAAUUAAUUGUGGUGCUGCUUGACGUAAAAAUCCGCCACGUGAAGUUGUCGUUAGAUUAUCAAUUGCUGGUCAUCAACAAAAAUAUCAACAUCAAACAAUGUUACAAGAACUUACAAGUGUAGUAUAAAUGAAAAAACAACGCGUAAGAGACGAGACGAAACGAAAUGCAAGAUGUUAUUAAAAAAAAUAUAUAUUAAAAAAAUUAAAUUAAUAAAAAUUAAGAAAAAAAAAAUAUUAUAUUAUAAUAUUAAGACAACUUUUGUGUAUACAAAACCAAAAAAAAAAGAUAGAAAAAAAAAUGAAAAUAACAAAAUAUAAGUAUAUUUAAUGAAAGUAAAUUUCAAAAUAUUUAUGAACGCCCGAAAGUAUAUAAUAUUUCAAAAAAAAAAAGAGAAAAAUAUUAUGUAGCUAUAAAAAUAAGGAAAGUAAAAAAUUUUCAAAC